UCCCGCAGCAUCGGCGCCUAAAACGAAUGGAUGACAAAAAAAUUCCUCAGCUGCAAACUGCAAACCAGUCGCCGCCAGAAAUUGCACCCACCGCCGGAGGCGCGGCUGCAGGCAGACGGCGGAAAAGGCGACCGGAGGAAAGGAGGAGCCGGGCUGCCGAGUUCCGCGGGGAAGAGAGCGCACGUGACAGGACACAGGACUCAAAACCGAGACGGCUUCGCAGUCGUUCGCCGUCCAGUGGCAGGCGGUGGAGGCGCUGCUGCGUGCAGCGGAGGAGGAACUGGGCGUUUUCUUUCCCUGAGACGGAGGUGGGAAAGUGCAGGAGAAGCAAGGAUUCCAUCAAUGAAAAGCAGCAGAGCUGCAGUCUUGAAACAACAAGUCUUAUAUCAAUACUUGAAACAGGACAGUGCAGGAAGGAGGUUUAUGGAUAAUUAAAUAAAUGUUUUUUCACUGUUGUCUUCACAAAGGACUUUGUUUUAAUCUUGGGUUUUUCAGUAAGCAAUUGUUAAAGCAAAGGAUUUAUCUGUUUUUAAAAUGCAAAAGAUCAUACUGCACAUUGAACCCUUAUAAUAGUAAUGUCUAAUUGCAACUGUUUGUGAUGUUCCUUGGAGUUCUUGAAAGUGUUAUGUCAAUUUUGUAAUUGAGGCUGCAAAUUAUAUCAGUAGGAGGAAAUCUUUAUUUCUUGAAGUAUUUCAAUAAAUUGAUAUUCCCA
Molecule: messenger RNA, 712 nt
Organism: Candoia aspera
Lineage: Eukaryota; Metazoa; Chordata; Lepidosauria; Squamata; Candoiidae
Product: SRRM2 protein homolog rsr-2-like
Exons: 2
Coding region: 27-431 (134 amino acids)
Source: RefSeq, a predicted model, not a curated record